This is a messenger RNA of Vitrella brassicaformis, 1025 nucleotides long. The record is from the annotation of a GenBank genome assembly. Lineage: Eukaryota; Vitrellaceae.
GUGCAGUGGUGUGUACAAUGAAUGCAGUCCAAGUUCGUUCGGACACCGAAAGAAAGAGCCCUUGGUUGACAUGACAGAUCGAUAUGCACAAAGAAUGUGGACGGACACUGAAUGAAUGCCGACUGUCUAUCCUAUCUUGCGUCGUGUGCGUGAGGGUAGAGCAGGCUGCGCCCCUGGUCCCUCUUGCCCUGCAGCUCCUGGAACUGCUUCUCCUGGUUCUGCAGCCAAACAGAACACACAGGCAGCCAGCCAGCCAUGACGCACACAUACAUCCGAAAGGACGCCACGCCACGAGGGUGACACGGCGGUCGCUUACCUUGAGGUCGAGCUCUAGUGAGUUGAUGUCAUCGAGCACACCCCCACACGCCGUCUGGAGCGCCUUGAUCGGCGUCGACGCAUUCGUUGUCUGCACCUGCCAUGCGUGUGUCAGUCACGGAAACGCCCAAUGUGUGCCAUGCUGUGAUCCCUGUGAUCCUCAGCCUCACCCUGACAAGCAUUUUUGGCUCGAGUGGGUGUGGCACUUGAUAGGCACCAAACUUGACCUCAGGGUCCUCCAACAGCUUCCUACAACACACACAUCGGACGACGGACACCAGUGAGUGAGUGAAUGAUGCUCUCCCUGCUCACAGUGUGCCUGCAGACAGACAGACAGACACCGACACGUACGUACCAUCUGAGCACGUUGCCGAGUGUGUGGUCCUCGAGGUAGAUGGAGAAGGUGCCCAGGUUGUUCACCUUGGCCUCCUUAGCGUACUCUACCCUGCACCACGCGCACACACAACCACAAUCACAUGUUGCACGUCGGUUGUGCGGCAUACUUGCUCGAGACGCCGGGCGGCAGUUCCAGCAGCUCGGCUGCAUCUGGACGGUUGAUAGCGGCGUUGUUCUGGUUCGCCAUCACGACAGACGAACGCCUCACGCCAGAAGGCUGCGACAGAGAUCAACGGAGAUCAGCUCUUUUGACCGCUGGACAACCUCAUCCCGCUCGAUAGCUGCUUCUUGCUUCCUUCUUCUGCUUCGCAAAG